CCUAUCGGAAAAUGGCCCUGAAGUAUCACCCUGAUAAGAAUAAAGACCCCAACGCCGAGGAGAAGUUCAAGGAGAUCGCGGAGGCUUACGACGUCCUGAGCGACCCCAAGAAACGAGCCGUCUACGACCAGUACGGGGAGGAAGGUCUCAAAACUGGAGGUGGCUCUUCAGGUGGCUCAGGGAACACUUUCCACUACACCUUCCACGGCGACCCCCACGCCACCUUCGCGUCCUUCUUCGGAGGCUCCAACCCUUUCGACAUCUUCUUCGCUAGCAGCCGCUCCCGGGUGUUCAAUGGCUUUGACCAGGAAGAUAUGGAUAUCGAUGAUGAUGAUGACCCUUUCAGUGCCUUCGGCCGGUUUGGCUUCAACGGCAUUAACGGGGUUCACCGGCGGCACCAAGAGUCCCUGCACACGCGGAGGAAGGUCCAAGACCCACCCGUCAUCCAUGAGCUCAAGGUGUCCCUGGAAGAGAUCUACCACGGCUCCACCAAGAGGAUGAAGAUCACCCGCAGAAGGCUCAACGCUGAUGGCCGGACCAUGCGGACUGAGGACAAGAUCCUAAACAUUGUCAUCAAACGGGGUUGGAAGGAGGGAACCAAAAUCACAUUCCCCAAAGAAGGAGACGCCACCCCGGACAACAUCCCUGCCGACAUCGUCUUCAUCCUCAAGGACAAGCCUCACUCGCAUUUCAAGAGGGAUGGGACGAACGUGGUCUACACGGCAAACAUCAGUCUUAAAGAG
Fulmarus glacialis (Northern fulmar) is the source of this 743-nucleotide messenger RNA. It is a transcript of the gene DNAJB5, whose product is annotated as DnaJ (Hsp40) homolog, subfamily B, member 5. The transcript has 2 exons. Gene Ontology annotation, cellular component: cytosol. The annotation marks the transcript as partial. Lineage: Eukaryota; Metazoa; Chordata; Aves; Procellariiformes; Procellariidae. Gene Ontology annotation, molecular function: protein-folding chaperone binding. Gene Ontology annotation, biological process: negative regulation of transcription by RNA polymerase II. The record is from RefSeq and is a predicted model, not a curated record.